AGAAGAAACGCGUUUCCUGUCGGUGCAGACAGUAAAGCCAGAUACGCGCAAUUGUGUGGAAAAGCACAUUUGUUGUAAUUUUUUCCUUCCACUUGGUUUCUUCUCUCGGUGAUACGGGAGUUAGCCUGCCCUCUUGAGCACCAACAUGUACCACCCAGGUAAACCUGCGCACGGGCCGCCGCCUUUCGGACCCCCACCACCCCACGGUCCUCCUUUCAGACUCGGGGGGCCCUGUGUUGUUCCUCCUCCUGGACACUUGCCACCUCGCCCUUGUGGACCAUUUUCGGCUUCAGCACCGGAUAGCCAUUUUCUCCACAACAGACCACAAAGAGGGCAUUUCAUCAGGCCCCACUGUAGCAGCUUCUCCAUAGACCAUAGUACAGUGGUUGCUUUGGGAGGCAGGCAGCAGAUCAACCCAGAACCACCGCACACUGGGGUCCCACAGUGGAAUCCCACUCCUGUGGAACAUCAUCCUACAGACAACAGUGACCGAGCUGGUGAGGAAUUCCUGAGAUGCAUUGCAGCCAACAAGCCUCUCCCAGACUAUCUCAAAGGGAACAUGGCAUACAACCUGGCUGAUGCUUUUAAGUCGGCUAAUGUUCUGAAAGAAGCAGUCAAAUCAGACAAGGAGUACCAGAAGCAUGUGACCAGGAGCGAGAGCCGCAGUCGAAGCCGCAGUCGUGGCAAAAGCCGGGGCAAAUCUCAAGCCAAGAGUCGUGCACGAAGCAAAAGCCGAGCACGCAGUCGUAGCAGAGGAAGGAGCAAAAGUCGUGCUCGUGGCAAGAGUCGAGCUAGAAGUAAAAGCAGGGCAAGAAGCAAAAGCAGGGCUCGCAGUAGGAGUCGGAGCCGAAGCAAGAAGAAGAGUCAUGCAAGGAGCAAAAGCCAUGUCAGGAGGUCCAUGUCACGAAGUAGCAGUGGUGAAAAGAGCCGUGGCAAAGACAAAAAGAGAAAGAGGAGCCCCAGCCACAGCUGCAGCAGUGUAAGCAGUAGUAAUAAUCUGACCGGGAGUAGUCUCUUAGAAGGACUGAAGCUGGUCAUGAACAGCAAAGAACUGGAAGAGCGGUUGCCCACCCUCAAAGAUGCCAUCCUCACUAUUCAGGCCUCAGAUGAAAGCAAAAAAGUGGAGAUUGUGCCGGAUGAGCACAGACAUCAGAAACAUGACAGUCUGGAGAAUUCAACAUCAUUGGAAAACGACAGUAUGCUCCUUCCCCAUGACAGAGUAGGCAGCGACUUCUCUUGGCUUCAGGCUCAAAGUCAAGAGGAAUCUGCAGUCCAGAAAGCUGAUGAGCUGGAAGAUGAAGAGUCGUUCUUGUAUGGGAAUGAAGACACUGGAGGAAAACAAGCCAUUAAGUCCUCCACUACACUUUUUGCAUCAAUUUCCCAGAUUGGAGGCCAUGCCAAACUACAAGACAUGGAUAGUGUUGCUCUUGGCAGUCAACAGCAUCAGAAUAGGUCUGUAUUCAGUAAUGUAGGGGAUGUGAUUGAUCUGAAGCAACCCCUUCAAAUUACUUCCUCAAGCUUAGUCAAUCUGGACAGCAGUGAGUGUGAGAAGAUCAAGAACAUUUUAAAAAGUCUGGGCACAGCAGACAUCAGCGAGAUCAUGGUGAAGAUGCAGGGGCAGAAGGAGGGGAAGCAGAUACCUCCUGUACUUCUCGGCUCAGAAGCAACAGCAGCAGGCUUAACAUUGCCAGCACUGAAUAACCCGAACGUACGGCAAGCUCUGGAGUCUCUACAGUCUCUGAUCAAAGCAACAAAGGAGAAGCGGGCAAAAAGAGAUGGCAGUGGCACAUCUCAGACAUCCUCUGAUAAACACAAGGCAGGGGACGAGGAGGAAAGGAAGAGAGAGAAACAAGCAAGAAUAAGUAAAAUGGAGUCCUUGAUGAAAGAACUGGAGGAAUUGUUGAAACAGGAUGGAUUGAGUUUUCUGACACCAGUAAUUGGGUUUUACUGCCAGAAAUGUGAGGAGUUCAUUGGAGAUUUGAAUAGUGCCGAAAACCAUGCCAACAUCCACCACCAUAGUAACUCUAGCAGUCAGAUUGUGCAGAUGGACAACCAUGCUAAAGACAGCAAAGGACACUUGCACUAUUUUAAAGGUACCAGUAGCCAACACUCGCAUCCCUCAGACAGGAGAGUUAACAAGGACUACGGUUACCAUAGAGAUUCAGAAGAUCACGGAAAUCACAGAGACUGGAAAGACGAGAGAGAUCACAGAAGCAAACACAACGACGACCACAGAGGCCACAGGGCCAAGCAGGAAAACAUCUCCUUGAAAGAGGAGAUGAGGAAGGAGAGGAUGCUCAUAACGGUAUCCCGUGGACGGACACCUCCUCCAGACAUCAAGGUCAAGGAGGAGGUGAACAACAAGCAGGCCAUUGGGAGCCAUAGCAAAGUGGAAGACACGGACAAAAAGGGAAAAUCAUCCAAAGAGAGCAGAGAAAAAGAUAACCAAGUAAAAGAUGAAAGCAGUGAAAGUAGUGAUGAUAACAAAGGAAAAACACAUAAAGCAAAAUCACCUAAAAAGAAAAAGAAGAAGGAGAAGAAGAAUAAGAAGAAAAAGGAGAAGGGGAAUAAGUCCUAAUUGUUAUAUUAUGCUUCUCAGUUUCCAUUUCUAUGUUACCCUGAUUCCUGGGGUGAUGAUGGAAGCUUGUUGCAGCCCAAGUUUCUACACUUAAAAAGGCCAAGUUUUAUCAUUGCACUCCUGGGAAUCAAGUUAUUUUUUUUCCUCUUCCCAGUUAGUUUUUGUUUUGAUGGUAAGAAGAAGAGGGAGAUAGGCAUCAAGGACUAAUUCAUCAUUGUGCAAGGGACAGUGUGGAAGUGCACUUGUUGCUGUCAGCUUCAGUCAAAAGAUAAGGUUUAUAUCAGUUUUAUCCUUGUGCAUCUAGUACGGAGAUGGGUCUUACCCAGACUUGGCACCAAGACUGGAAGCAGGUUUCCACUCUUGAUUGAGUUGCCUCCAGUGUUGGUGCCAACCAAGGCUAAAUGCAUCCCAGACUGAUUUUCAAACAAGUGCAUUUUCCAGAAUGUCAACAUGCUUCCUAUUGUUAAGUGGUCUACAGAUUUUUAAAUGACAAUGCAUCUGUUAAUGUAUGGCAUGUCUUAAGUAUUUCCUCACAUCCUGGUUUUAUCUUUCAAUUAAAUGUUUGAAAAAUUAAGCGGUGAAUUAUUUUUGUCAACACCCUUAUCUUUGUCAAUACCAUUGCUUCUGCGUGUGUAUUUUCCAAGGACCAACAGCAUUGUAGUGUUGUGGUUUGUAGUGAGUUCCAUUUUCUUCCAUGCCUUUUUAUCUGAACUACAAGACAUCUGUCUCCUGUGGUGGCAUUGUAGAUGAAAGGAAAAUACAAAAAUAUGUUCAAAUAAAAAAGGUGAAAAACUA
This is a messenger RNA of Micropterus dolomieu (smallmouth bass), 3373 nucleotides long. RefSeq lists its product as uncharacterized. The coding region runs from base 146 to 2578 and encodes 810 amino acids. The transcript is spliced from 8 exons. Gene Ontology annotation, biological process: negative regulation of DNA-templated transcription; positive regulation of DNA-templated transcription. The record is from RefSeq and is a predicted model, not a curated record. NCBI's taxonomy places the organism in Eukaryota, Metazoa, Chordata, Actinopteri, Centrarchiformes, Centrarchidae. Gene Ontology annotation, cellular component: nucleoplasm.